GUGAAACGUUAUUUGACCACUUUUGGCUCUCAAAAAAACGCGGCGUGGUUUGCCGCGAGAGCCAGAGUCGUCUCUCGACCCCUUGUCACCACACAAGAGCCGCGCGCGCGCCGUGAAACCGCCAACCAAAAAGUUCGAGUCACCCCAGCAGACGCCAAACGCAAAAGCCACCAUGGAGGAAGGCCGCGCGCACGAGGAAGUGGCGCCCGCGCCGGCCUCGCACGGACGGCGCCUCGCGCGGCCUGUGUUCCUCGCGGCCGUCGCGCUCGCGCUCCUCUCGUUCGCGGCGAUCGUGAGCGGCGCAGAGAUCUCGAGCGCCCUCGAGCAGACGCGGGACAUGAUCGGCGCGAAGGCGCGCGUGCCGACGCCCGCCCGCCGCCGGCUCCGCGGCGCAGCUCCGGAAGUCUGGUUCGCCUCUCUCCGCGCCGGCGCGCGCUCGGAGCGCCGCGCGCGCGAGGACCGCGAGUUCGCCGCUCUACGUUCCAUCAGCGACGUAGCUCAUGAGGCGACGCGCGUCGGCUCCCGUGUGAAAGAACCCGAUAAGCUGACGUCGCGUUGAUGGCGUGGGGGGCGACACGACGAGAAAGGCGUCAUGAAAUCUUUUUCUCGCGCAGGCGGGCGCGGAGCCGAUCGCGAACCACGACCGCCGCACGCUCAUCAAGGGCGACCACAUCAUCGGUGUCAAGACGCGCUUUCCCGUGGCCUGGGCGGCGCCUAAGCGCUCGUGGCUCACCGAACCCAUGAAGCCCGCGGCCUCGAGCUAAACGGCGCGGACUGACCACCAAAACCACCCCCACAACCCCUCGUAUAACAGUGAGUGUGUAUGC
Pelagomonas calceolata is the source of this 827-nucleotide messenger RNA. NCBI's taxonomy places the organism in Eukaryota, Pelagophyceae, Pelagomonadales, Pelagomonadaceae. The record is from the annotation of a GenBank genome assembly.